AUGGCAACGAAAGGCGCGCAAGGGAAAAAGCGUUGUGGUGUGCUGGGCGCAACAGGCUCUGUUGGACAGCGAUUCAUCCUACUGCUGGCCGACCAUCCCACACUCCACCUCCAAGCAGUUGGCGCCUCGUCAAGAUCGGCGGGCAAGCUCUACAAAGAUGCUGUGCGGUGGAAGCAGGCAAGGCCCAUGUCUACCGAGCUGGCCAAUCUCGAGGUCCGCGAAUGCAAAGCGAGCAACUUCAGCGAUUGCGACCUGGUAUUUUCUGGGCUCGACAGCGACGUUGCUGGUGAUGUCGAGAUGGAGUUCUUGAAGGCAGAGAUUCCUGUUUUCUCCAAUGCGAAGAACUACAGAAGGGAUCCUAUUGUGCCGUUGGUUGUGCCGACGGUCAAUCUGUCCCACUUGGCUCUUAUUCCGCAUCAAAGAAAACAUUUUGGAUUGAAGAAAGGCUUUUUGGUGUGCAAUUCGAACUGUGCGGUCAUCGGCAUAGUCAUCCCAUUCGCCGCCCUGCAAGCCAAGUUUGGCCCGGUUGAAGACGUCGAAGUGUUCACCGAGCAAGCAGUAUCUGGAGCAGGGUACCCCGGGGUGCCAAGCAUGGAUAUUAUGGACAAUGUCAUCCCGUACAUCGCGGGAGAAGAAGACAAACUCGAGACGGAGGCACAGAAGAUCCUCGGUUCAGUCAACGCAGAGGCGACCGCCUUUGAAGAGCAAUCCGGACUCACCGUGGGUGCCACGUGUACGCGGGUCGGUGUUACGGACGGUCACAUGGCAUUCGUCUCUUUGAGAUUCAAACAGAGACCACCACCAAGUGCGGAACAGGUUAAGCAGGCCUUGCGGGAAUACGUCGCAGAUGCGCAGAAACUGGGAUGCCCAUCUGCCCCGGAGAAGGCCAUAGUCGUGUUUGAGGAGCCAGACAGACCCCAGCCACGACUUGAUCGUGACCUGUCAGGGGGGUACGCCGUUAGCGUCGGAAGGGUCAGAGAAGCUGCCAAAGGCUCGCAUUUUGACAUCAGGUUUGCUGCUUUGAGCCACAACACGGUCAUUGGUGCAGCAGGGUCCUCGAUACUGAAUGCGGAGGCUGCCAUCAUCAAAGGGUUGAUAUAA
Exophiala dermatitidis NIH/UT8656 is the source of this 1101-nucleotide messenger RNA. Its product is annotated as aspartate-semialdehyde dehydrogenase. Lineage: Eukaryota; Fungi; Ascomycota; Eurotiomycetes; Chaetothyriales; Herpotrichiellaceae. The record is from RefSeq and is a predicted model, not a curated record. The transcript has 3 exons. Gene Ontology annotation, biological process: L-threonine biosynthetic process. Bases 1 to 1101 code for a protein of 366 amino acids. Gene Ontology annotation, molecular function: NADP binding; protein dimerization activity; aspartate-semialdehyde dehydrogenase (NADP+) activity.